GACUUUUCGACCCUUCUGACAUUCUUGCGUUUUUGAAUGCCCAUCUUCUUCGUAUUCCGCCGUGUCCUCCAGAUGAUGCCGACCUGGCAGAGUUAAAGCAGGAGCUGGAAGCUGUUGGGGACUUCCGCCAUCGUUCUCCAAGCAGGUCUCUGUCUGUUCCUAACAGGCCUCGGCCACCUCACCCACCGCAGAGACCCCCCCCUCCAACUGGUUUAAUGGUGAAAAAAUCUGCUUCUGAUGCAUCGAUUUCCUGUGGCACUCAUGGGCAAUAUUCCAUCUUGCAGACAGCUAAGCUUCUUCCAGGAGCACCUCAGCAGCCACCUAAAGCCAGGACUGGUAUAAGUAAACCAUAUAAUGUCAAACAAAUCAAAACUACCAAUGCUCAGGAAGCUGAAGAAGCCAUUCGGUGCCUCAUGGAAGCAAAAGGAGGGACUCAAGAGGAGGCACUGAAUGCCGUUUUCUUAAGAAACCAAGUAUCCACCAAACCAGAACCCUUAUCCAAUGUGUCCAAGCCAGGUUCUUCGCAGCCGUCUCAGCUUCUCCCCCAUCGACCUGCACCCAGAGUUCCUGUGAUUAAGAAGCCAACCUUGCGAAGGACAGGAAAAGUAAGAGGCUGGCAAGAGAAAUUUGUUCCUCCUUCCCUUAAAUCGUCGGGAGGGCAGAGAGUAGGGGGAGGCGGGAUCUUUCGUUAGGGGCAUAUUUUGUCACCACCAACCAGUUGAAUUUCAGGCUUUCUUCAUUAUCCAGUUCAGGAAUCUUAAGACAUAAAUAGAUCUCCUAGAAAAAGAGGGGAGGCUCUUUCCUUUUCCAUUUGUGCUAUAGAUGAAGGGGGGAAAAAACCCAAAAAAGUGUACUCUCAACAAUCCAAAAGCUGUGAUAAAAUGAGUUUCUCAAGGGUCCUGAAGAGCCUCAAACCCCAGGAAAUAGUGGACAGGUCCUAAGUAUUCCCGAGUUCCUUUAUUUCUUCUUAGCAUGACCAUAACCACAUUUUUAUAGGCACGGAUUUUAUUUCUCAAUUGCAAAAUGAUUUGUCAUGGGUUGAAAUGUUCCCGGGUAGGCUGUGUUUGAGCCACCCCACGCGGUGGCCUGGGGAUGUGGGUCAGACAGCUCUUAUUGCUGCUUCUCUUGCAGAUUGUCUUUUGCUCUCACUCUCGAGCUUCUCCACCUUGCUUGCUGCUUCAAAGAAAUGAAUUUGUAAGGACAGUAGCAGCACACAGGCUCGCACCCAUAGAGACAUCUGGAUCCCCCGUUUGAUCUGAGGAUGUGCUAGUUAACCGGACAUUUGGUAAACACCGGCCUAGCCAUCACUGGAAUCCAUCCGUGUCCCUCUGCCCCCUCUUCAUCUUUGUAGACAGUAGUUGUGAUUUUGGUGCUUACAUACUUUGAGCUUGCUCGUUCCUCUCUAGGUCACUAGUUCAGCUAUGAUUUUUGCUCAUCAUCUGUCUUUUCAUCCUCCUUUCUUUAUCAUCUUCUUCCAAAGCUGUCUCCAUUUUCUACUCUAAAAAAAAAAAAAAGCCAGCAGCGAUGCGUCCACCUAUCCAGGCUGCCACAGGGGAGCUGCAAUAAAAGACUCAGAAAAGUUACAGGUUGUGGGUUUUUUUUUUUCCUCUCCUAAGGAAAUGCCAACACGAUAGUGUGAGAGAGAACAUAGGCACUCACGGUGGAAAGAAUGACUUCUCGCACUAAUGGCC
Molecule: messenger RNA, 1691 nt
Organism: Gracilinanus agilis (Agile Gracile Mouse Opossum)
Lineage: Eukaryota; Metazoa; Chordata; Mammalia; Didelphimorphia; Didelphidae
Product: synaptojanin-2-like
Exons: 4
Source: RefSeq, a predicted model, not a curated record